Arabis nemorensis is the source of this 681-nucleotide messenger RNA. The record is from the annotation of a GenBank genome assembly. Lineage: Eukaryota; Viridiplantae; Streptophyta; Magnoliopsida; Brassicales; Brassicaceae.
AUGUUGGGUUGUGCAAACAUGGCGACGAAUUCUCAUCUUCUUCUUCCUCAGGCAUUGCACAUGAUACCGAGAAUCCCUACUUUAUCCUCGAACAAUUUAGGGGUUUCUUCAUUUCUACCACGAGCAUCUCGUCUUUCACUUUCUAGGGGUUUUCUGAAUCAUUCCGGCUCGAAUUUCAUCGAUACUAGGAAGAGAAAGGAGUUUAUCGUUAAAGCUGAAGAGAGCAGUGAAGGUGAAACUGAGGCAGUUGUGGAGAAUGUUGCUGAAACUGGAGAAGAUGUUGAAGCCACUGUGGCGGAAGAAGCUAAAUCUCCGAGGAAGCCGAGGGUCAAGCUCGGAGAUAUCAUGGGAAUACUGAACCAGAAAGCUAUUGAGGUUCAAGAGAAGGUAAGACCGGUUCCUGAAAUUAGGACAGGGGAUAUUGUAGAAAUCAAACUGGAAGUUCCUGAGAACAGACGUAGGUUAUCAAUCUACAAAGGCAUAGUGAUGUCUAGACAAAAUGCAGGCAUCCACACUACUAUUCGUAUCCGAAGAAUAAUUGCAGGCAUUGGUGUUGAAAUCGUCUUUCCUAUAUACUCUCCAAACAUCAAGGAGAUAAAAGUGGUAAGUCACAGGAAAGUGAGAAGAGCAAGGCUUUACUAUCUGAGGGACAAACUUCCUCGUCUCUCCACUUUUAAGUGA